ACAAACCUUACACACCAGUUUAGUACUUUUUAGCAAAACUCUUUGAAGAUGGCUUCAAUGUCCGUGUUUCCUUGUUCCACUUUCUACUACAAAAAUUAUCAUGACAUAGGUACAAAAUUUGUCAUUCGUAAGCCAAUUUACGCAACACAAUCCACAUCAAGCGCUGUCACUGCAGAGACUGUCCCUAGACGAUCAGCAAACUAUGCGUCAUCAUUAUGGUCAUUUGAUCAGAUUCAAUCACUGUCUAGUGAAUAUGUAGGACAAGAUUACAAGGCAACGGCAGAUACGUUAAAAGACGCGGUGAAGAUGAUGAUACUUAAAGGUGGAAAUCAAUUGAACACCCUUCAGAUGAUUGAUGAUUUGCAGAGACUUGGAAUAUCGUAUCAUUUUGAAGAUGAAAUAAGAAAUCUCCUGGAGAUGAUUUACAAUUACUACAAAACUCCUGAAGACUGGAAUGGAAUGGAUUUGAACCUUAAAGCCCUUGGAUUUCGACUAUUGAGACAACAUGGUUAUCAGGUUCCUCAAGAGAUAUUUCAUGACUUUAAGGACAAGAUGCAAAAUUUUAAGCCAUACUCAGUCGAUGAUAUGAUGGGAAUAUUGAAUUUGUAUGAGGCUUCAUACUAUUCACUGGAGGAUGAAUCCAUACUGGAUCAUGCUAGAGACUUCACAACAAAAUAUAUGAAAGAAAAUCAAGACAAAGCUGAUAAGAGCAUACCAUCACUAGUAACUCAUGCUUUGGAGCUUCCGCUACACUGGAGAGUGCCAAGGGUAGAGGCAAAGUGGUUUAUCGAACAAUAUGAACAAAGAGCUGACAAGAAUCCCACAUUGAUUGAUCUCGCAAAAUUGGAUUUUGAUAUGGUUCAGGCUGUUCAUAUUGAAGAUCUAAAGCAUGGAUCAAGGUGGUGGAGAAAUACAAAAUGGGAUAAGAAGCUCAGCUUUAGUAGAGACAGGUUGGUAGAGCAUUUCUUGUGGUCGACCGGUUUUGGUCAUCUACCUCAUCAUAGCCUUGGAAGACGAACAAUGACAAAGGUUAAUUCCAUGAUUACUGCUAUUGAUGAUGUCUACGACGUGUAUGGUACUUUGGAUGAACUUGAACAAUUUACUAACGUUAUCGAUAGAUGGGACAUCAAUGAGAUCGAUGAACUCCCAGAUUAUAUGAAGAUAUGUUUCAUGGGGUUCUACAACACGAUUAAUGAGAUUGCAUAUAACACAUUGACAGAGACAGGGUUCCAUAGCCUUCCAUACCUUAAGAAAGCUUGGGCAGGUUUAUGCAAAGCAUACCUAGUAGAAGCACGAUGGUACAACAAUGGACAUACACCAACACUCCAAGAAUACUUGGACAAUGCGUAUACAUCAAUAUCGGGUCCAGUAAUACUCAUGCAUGCUAACUUUGUGACAUCUGUUCAAUCAAGUAAUGACAUAUUGCAAAGUAUGCCAAAACUUGAGAAAAUAAUUUACUACUCGUCACUAAUCUUCCGAAUGGCUGAUGACUUGGGGACAUCAUCGGAUGAACUUGCAAGAGGCGAUGUUUCAAAAUCAAUACAAUGUUAUAUGCAUGAGAGCGGUGCUACUGAAGAAGAAGCUAGAGAGUACAUCAAAGAAUUGAUAUUGGAGACAUGGAAGAAACUAAACAAAGAACGAGCACAUGCCAAUUCUCAAUUUUCACGUGAGUUUAUCGAAUAUGCAACCAACAUACCUAGGAUGGCACUAUUCAUGUACAGUGAUGGAGAUGGGCAUGGUCGUCCAGAUUUAACUAAAUCUCAUGUAUCAUCACUGUUUUUUAAUCCGGUCCAAGGAAUAUAAUAGGGCUUUGUCUAUUAGCACACCCUGGAAUCUAUCAUCACACUUUGCUUUUUCAAUAUGUAUCAUAUAGCUUUAUACAAUCCGUAUAGCGUUAGCUCUAGACACCUGCAGACUGACAUGGUCAGUCUUUGUCUGACAGCUGGUCUUAUACGGAUCGUAUAGAGCUGUACUAUCUGUAUUGAGACUAGUUUUUUUUUUAAUUUAAAGUUUGGUGUAUCAGCUAUGGUUGUUGGUGUUUA
Messenger RNA from Helianthus annuus (common sunflower), 2042 nucleotides. RefSeq names its product R-linalool synthase QH1, chloroplastic. Gene Ontology annotation, molecular function: terpene synthase activity; magnesium ion binding. The coding region runs from base 49 to 1803 and encodes 584 amino acids. The record is from RefSeq and is a predicted model, not a curated record. Gene Ontology annotation, biological process: diterpenoid biosynthetic process. Lineage: Eukaryota; Viridiplantae; Streptophyta; Magnoliopsida; Asterales; Asteraceae. The transcript has 7 exons.